AUGCCGACUACACCUCCACGGGAGUCGCACAAACUUCCAGUAGAGAUGAAUCUUCGUCUCCAACAAGAAAUCAGUCCUUCUCCUACCCUGUUAGGCAGUUCAUCUCUGCAUGCGAUGGAAAAGGAUCAUCUGCCUCCACAACCCAUCUGCCACAAAUACAAUACAUCUGGUAGUAACAAACAGCAUGUGACCACAAAGAAUACUGCAAAGCUUGAUCGUGAGACUGAGGAACUGAAACACGAAACCAUUCCAUUGGACGUUGGCAAGUUGAUUCAGCAAGGGCGUCAAGCUAAAGGACUCAGACAGAAGGAUCUUGCUACAAAAAUCAAUGAGAAACCACAGGUGAUUACUGAUGAACGGAUUGCGAGCAAGAGGGUCAGCGUGUCGCGCGCGCCAGAAGGUCUACAUAUUUUAAGUUUAAUUAAGAUUCCCUAUUUCCAAUACGUUUAUAUCUAUAGGGGUUCAGUGAAUACAGUGUCUCGCAACUUAAUCGUGGUAUUAUUGUCUCAGCCGUUACCUUACCCUUGA
Molecule: messenger RNA, 528 nt
Organism: Acanthoscelides obtectus
Lineage: Eukaryota; Metazoa; Arthropoda; Insecta; Coleoptera; Chrysomelidae
Source: the annotation of a GenBank genome assembly